Messenger RNA from Arachis stenosperma, 1614 nucleotides. Its product is annotated as transcription factor SPATULA-like. Gene Ontology annotation, molecular function: protein dimerization activity. Gene Ontology annotation, cellular component: nucleus. NCBI's taxonomy places the organism in Eukaryota, Viridiplantae, Streptophyta, Magnoliopsida, Fabales, Fabaceae. The transcript is spliced from 7 exons. The record is from RefSeq and is a predicted model, not a curated record. Bases 109 to 1236 code for a protein of 375 amino acids.
CGCAAAACCACCACCACCUCCUUCCAACCAUAACCAUUUCUCUUUCUCUUUCUCUUUCUCUUUCUGCUACCAACUUUACCCUUCACUCUCCUCACUUACAGAGAGAGAAUGGGAGAUCAUAUGUACAACUAUGACAAGAAUCUGUCAUCGUCCUCUUCUUCACAGGACGAAAUCUCUCUUUUCCUGCGUCAGAUUCUGCUGCGUUCCUCACAACCUCACCAAGAUUCACCACCACCGCCACAACAACAACAACAACAACUCCCUUCUUCUUCUUCCUCUUCUUGUUUCCCAUCAACCUCACAGCUUCAAGAUGGGAAGAUCUCUGCACUUGGUUCCACCCCUGCUGGUUUUCUCUCUGCCUCCUCCAUGAAGGGGCACGGAGGUAAUUCUGCUCCAAAUGUCUCUUCUUCUUCCGUAGGACUCAGUGCGAACGAUACUGAUGACUAUGAUUGCGAAAGUGAGGAGGGUGUUGAAGCCUUGGCAGAAGAUGUUCCAGCAAAGCCUGUACCUUCUAGGAGUUCAUCAAAGAGGAGCAGAGCAGCAGAAGUUCAUAAUUUGUCAGAAAAGAGAAGGAGGAGUAGGAUCAAUGAAAAGAUGAAGGCCUUGCAAAAUCUAAUUCCGAAUUCUAACAAGACUGAUAAGGCUUCAAUGCUGGAUGAGGCUAUUGAAUAUCUUAAACAGCUUCAGCUCCAAGUACAGAUGCUAUCGAUGAGAAAUGGAUUGAGUUUGCACCCUAUGAGCUUUCCCGAAGGAUUGCAGCCUCUACAGUUCUCAAGAAUGAGUAUGGAGUUUAGUGAAGAAAACAGGGCCAUCCCUGUAAACAUGACAGAAAGUCUGCCUUUGCACCAAGGCAACCCCUUGCACUACGCAUCCCUACCUAACAAACCAACCAUGCCAAAUCAGCCAUCAGUGACUUACCCUCCAUAUCUUAAUAACUCAGAAGCGCCUUUUGGGCUGGAACCGCCAAUCCUAACACAUAUAAAACACCUUCAACCAGGAAGAUUUUCUGAGGCGCAUAGGGAAGACACACUGCAGCAGCAGCAAUCAAAUGCAAGCCAUUCAGAUACCGAUCCAUUAGGUGGUUCUCAAGUUGCAAAAGAGUUGGAGACAGGAACCAUGGUCACAACAUCACUCUCCUUUGACCUGCAAACAUGUGAACCUAAGGACAACAACCCUUUGCAAAUUUGCAUUGCUGGAAGCGAUCAAUCAUCAUCAGUGAUCAUUAGGAAUAGUUAACCCACGUUAUUCUUGCAUCACAAGUAACAUAGUUAAGUAGGUAAUUAGUACAUGAUGCCAUUAAGAAACUAUAUUCAAUAUAUAUACCUUGAUCACCUUCAUGCGUGGAAUGCAGCAUGUCCUGAAAAGUAUUCAUCAGUGCAAACGGAAAUGGUGCUUGAAAUGAUAACAGGAAGACGAGGGAUUUGAAGCUUUUGCAAAGCUUCCUAUACUUAUUUUUGUAUUUUAGUUUGCUCAGGAAGAUCAUACCUUGAGCAUUCUAUGGUGUUAUCUACACGCGUCUUUUCCUAAUUACAUGAGAGUAGAAUAUCUCUCCAGUUAAAUUAUGUAUUCAUGAUGCUAGGAGAGAGAAAAAUUGCCAAUUGUUGUACACUUGCA